Colletotrichum truncatum is the source of this 1911-nucleotide messenger RNA. RefSeq names its product 5'-nucleotidase. Gene Ontology annotation, molecular function: hydrolase activity. The record is from RefSeq and is a predicted model, not a curated record. Gene Ontology annotation, biological process: nucleotide catabolic process. NCBI's taxonomy places the organism in Eukaryota, Fungi, Ascomycota, Sordariomycetes, Glomerellales, Glomerellaceae.
AUGCCUAAGAACGCCCCGGCUCCCGAUGAGCCCUCCAUUACGUUUAGCUCUGGUUCCGAUGCUCCCGUCGACUUACGCAUUCUCCAUCUCAACGAUGUCUACCACUUGGAACCAUCCAGUGCUGAACCCGUGGGCGGUGUGGCCCGCUUCGUCACAGCCGUCAAUGAGUACCGGAGUGACGAACGGUUCAAUGGCCAGCCUGAGUUGAUCACUUUGUUUUCGGGUGAUGUCUUCAACCCCAGUCUGGAGAGCUCAGUCACAAAAGGUGAGCACAUGGUGCCCGUCCUUAACAAAAUCGGUGUCGAUUGCACCUGCGUUGGUAACCACGACUUUGACUUUGGAGUAAAACAAUUUGAGCACCUCACUGCCAAGUGUAACUUUCCUUGGCUACUCGCUAACGUUCUCGACCCUGCAUUGGGUGAAAACGUCCCCUUGGGAAAUGCCAAGCAUACUCAUAUGAUCACAUCAUCUAAUGGCAUCAAGAUUGGUCUUAUUGGCCUUGGUGAGAGGGAAUGGCUGGAGACGAUCAACAGCUUGCCUCCCAACAUCAUUUACAAGUCCGCCAGCGAGACUGCCAAGGAGUUGGUUCCCCAACUUCGGGCUCAGGGUGCCGAUAUAAUCAUUUGUCUCAGCCAUCAGCGUGAGCCAAAUGACAACAAGCUUGCCGAGAAGACGGACGGCUUGAUUGACAUCAUUCUUGGAGGCCAUGAUCACUACUAUGAGCACAGCUUCAUCAACGGCACGCACGUGCUCCGUUCCGGCUCCGACUUCAAGCAACUCAGCUACAUUGAGGUUCGGAAGAAGCAAGAUGGAUCAGGCAAGUGGGACUUUGACAUCUUGCGGCGUGAUAUGGUCUCUUCCAUCGCAGAGGAUCAAGAGACUCUGAAGCUUACAGAGGAUCUGACCUCGAAGCUCAAGCACAGCUUGGCAAAGUCUGUGGGCUGGACGGCGGCUCCUCUGGAUGCACGCUUCACCACCGUCAGGAUGAAGGAGAGCAACAUGGGAAACUUUGUCUGCGACGUCAUGAGGCACUAUCACAACGCCGACUGCGCGCUUAUGGCUGCGGGCACCAUCCGAGGUGACCAGAUCUAUCCGCCCGGUGCAAUUAGAGUUAGAGACAUUACAAAUUGCUUCCCUUUCGAAGAUCCCGUCAUCUUCAUCAGGGUUACCGGUCAACAGUUGUGGGACGCCUUGGAGAACGGAGUUUCCCAGUACCCAGCACAGGAGGGCCGCUUCCCUCAGGUAUCCAACAUCAAAUAUACGUUUGACCCUAAAAAAGAACCCGGGUCUCGUAUCAUCGAAGCGAGCGUUGGGGAAGAGCCCAUGCAGAUGGACAAGAAGUACACCCUCGCCACUCGAGGAUACAUGGGCAGAGGAAAAGAUGGAUACACCAGUCUCCUGGUCGAGCCGGAAGGCGGAACCGCUGAGGAAAUCGUCUGCGAGGAGAAUGGCAUUCUCAUCUCGGCCAUGCUGCGUCAGUAUUUUAUGAGUCUGCGCACAGUCGGUCAGUGGAAGAACCUCAGCGAACACUGGUUCAAGGUGGCUGAGAAGUGCCACACUCCGGUGGAGCCGCGCAAGAUGUGGGAGACCCCCGCAGAGACAGGGACAUCGGACCCCAAGCCUGAAGUCGAUUCCAAGUCCUGGGCUGAAUGGAUGGUCAAGCGACACGCGUUGAACAACAAGGCCCCCAGAGACGAGUCCGAAGAUGAUUCCGAUAGCGAGGAUGAGGAGGACAGUGUUGCCCAAAUCGACAUGGAGAUGCUUAUUAUGCGCAAGUUCUUCGCGAGAUGGGCCAAGGCAGCGGGCGUGAAGGCUGAGGUGUGUGAUCCUUUGCGGGAAGGUGAAUUUACUGUGGACUGGACUCGGGUCAUUGCGCCUGUCUUGGAGGGGCGUAUCAAAAUGGUUAGUUAG